AUGAACCUGCCUAUGGAAAGCCACCACCCCCGGACUUUCUCAGGGAUAAGAUUUUUGGUGUGCCUCAUCCUGAGUUUGUGCUUUGUGAUCGGGGUCCCAGGAAACGCCUUGGUUGUCUGGACCAUUUGCAGAAGAAUGAAGCAAAGGUCCCUGACAGUCAUUCUGAUCCUGCAUCUGGCCAUUGCCGACCUCCUGGUGCUCAUGACCUUGCCGGUCUGGAUUUACUCUUUUGCCCACACGUGGCUCUUCGGCCUCGUGGCUUGCAAAGCCCUGGUGUUUCUCAUCUACUGCAGCAUGUACACAAGCAUCUUCCUGAUCACCGCCCUGAGCCUGGAGCGCUACGUUGCCGUCUUUUACCCCUUUGUCGUCCAGCGACCAAAGAACAAGAAGGCCACCCACCUGCUGGUGCUCGGUAUCUGGAGCCUCUCCAUUGUUUUUGGAGCAACCAUCAUCCCCUUUCAGGAGACGGAGGACACCGACAUGGGCUACCAGUGUGCAGUGCGCCGUUAUGACACGGCAUCCCAGGAGGUGACCUGCCUGCUCCUGGAGACGGCCGUGGGCUUCCUGAUUCCCCUCAUCAUCAUCUCUGUCUGCUAUGCGUGCAUCAGCAGAAGGAUCGGCGGGAUGACGGGUCCAUUGAAGCGACGAUCUUCAAGGCUGAUCGCUUCCGUGGUGGCCGUCUUCUGCCUGUGCUGGCUGCCACACCACAUCUUUAACCUGAUCAGUGUCGUUUCGGUGCUGAUAGAAGGCGUGCACUCGGAGAUUUAUGAGGUGCUGGAGACCCUUUCAGCCACGGGGGUCUACAUUGCCGGGUCCAUCAUCUUCGUCAGCAGCUGCAUCAACCCACUCCUCUACGCCUUUGCUGCCAGGAGCUUCCAAAGCAGCGUGAGAGGCACAAAGAUGUCCAAGCUGUUUGAACAGGUGAGCCCUUUGCAGAGGCAGGGGGCCACCCGCGCAGUGGCUUGCGGCACAGAGAAAGAGGACACUCCAACCAGCAUGGAGGUGGUCUGA
This is a messenger RNA of Varanus komodoensis (Komodo dragon), 1011 nucleotides long. Its product is annotated as leukotriene B4 receptor 1-like. The record is from RefSeq and is a predicted model, not a curated record. The coding region runs from base 1 to 1011 and encodes 336 amino acids. Gene Ontology annotation, cellular component: membrane. NCBI's taxonomy places the organism in Eukaryota, Metazoa, Chordata, Lepidosauria, Squamata, Varanidae. Gene Ontology annotation, biological process: G protein-coupled receptor signaling pathway. Gene Ontology annotation, molecular function: G protein-coupled receptor activity. The transcript has a single exon.